GAUUUUCAUUUUACAAAAUGUCCAGCUGAUAAGUGAUAUUAUAUUAUUUACUGUUGUUAAGCGUAUUUAGUGGACUGUGUGAUUCGUUAGCGCGUCCCAGGUCGUAUUGUCCAAUACACUGGUUGUAGGUAUUUAUCCAUAUAUCCUAUAGAUAGGUUCAAAUAACGGUAAUGAAUGUAAUAAUUGUAAUGAUAUAAAUAUAAAAUAAUAACGCAAUUAAUACUUAUUGUUAUUAAUUAUCAUGGUUUUCGCGUCGUAUGAACAAUGCAAAUGUUUCGUUUUACUGCUGUACAUUAUUUCGUCACAAACAUAUGCCAUCACAUUUUUCACUGCGGGUAAAGAAGAAUGUUGGUGGACUGGGUGCCAGUUGAGCACGUGGGCCGUGAUCGGAUGCGAUCAGUACAAUCGAACGCAGAAAAACGUGAAGGAAUGCGACGGCGGUUCGGAGUAUUACUGUUGUAUGCAGGACAGCGAGGCGCAGGUACAGCUUGCAGUCGACGACUGUUGGUGGACAGGGUGUCAGCCGAACGACUGGGCGAUCAAGGGCUGCGACAGCUACAACAGAACGGAAAGGAACCGGAUGGUGUGCGGAGUGGAUGGGUUUAGAUACGAGUGUUGCGCUCGCAGUGACACCGCCACGGCCUCCAAUCCGGACUCCCGCGACUAUCCGGACGAAAACUGUAAGUGGUCGGAGUGUCAACCGAAAGAAAAGAGCUAUCGCGGGUGUCGGCCGGACACUGUUCAAAUCGGUUUGCACGCCUGUCCCGGCGGCGAUCUGUUCCAGUGCUGUUCGAAAAAAAUUCCCGUCGAUGGAUAGUAGCUAGACUAUAAUAAAUUAUGCUAAAAUAUAUAAUAUUGUAUUAUAAGUAGAACGUAUAGACUUUAAUGCACCGAGAACGCGUGGAUAAAGUACGAAUGCACUUUAUACGCACGCAAAAUGAUGUAAAAUAAAUUCAUUACAAUUAAUUCAUAAUAUUAUAUGUAUGUGGUAUUAAAUAUACCCGUCAACAAGUAGGUAAUAUUCUUAUAUCGAGUUUCAUAAAGUUGAUUACUAUUUAUUUCUAAUGGUGUUAAGAAUUACUUUUUAUUUUAUAUAGUAAAGUGUUAAGAAUAUUUCUCUACAAUUAUAUACAUAUGUAAAUUAGCACCGGUCUUAAAAAAAUUUCUGAAUAAGCCUAAGGCCGGAUGCCCCACGCAUACGAUAGGAGUGCGCCAGUCUUAAGUAAGUCACAGAACAUUACUGUGGGUAGAACAUUAAUAUUGUCAGACUAUUUUUUCUAAUAUUAUAACUAUUAAUAUUGUAUUGUAAGUUUUCUUUUUAAAUUUUAAAUAUAGAAAGUAUUUAGUUCUAAAA
Molecule: messenger RNA, 1354 nt
Organism: Rhopalosiphum maidis (corn leaf aphid)
Lineage: Eukaryota; Metazoa; Arthropoda; Insecta; Hemiptera; Aphididae
Exons: 2
Coding region: 242-817 (191 amino acids)
Source: RefSeq, a predicted model, not a curated record